AUGCGUAACUUGCGCUACCCACUGGAUAAGUUGCUGCUAGCCGGAAGUGUGUUCCAGUGGACACCCGAAUGUCAGAAAGCUUUCGACCAAUUUAAAGCCCUCUUGUCCACGGAGCUCUUGCUCACACACUACGAUCCAACGCGCGACAUAGUUGUGUCCGCCGAUGCAUCACCAGAUGGCUUAAGAGCAACGCUAUGCCACAAGUAUCCAGACGAAUCCCUAAAAGUGCUACACAAGGGUCAUCCGGGGAUGCAGAGAAUGAAGGCGAUUGCGAGAAGCUACCUGUAUUGGCCAAUGAUCGACGACGAUAUUGUGAGCUACGUGGCAUCUUGUGGAUCCUGUUUGGCAGCCGCUAAAGCACCUCCUCGAGCAACACCAGCGACAUGGCCAACACCAUCGAGCGCCAGGCGUAGAGUACACGUGGACUAUGCUGGGCCACUGGAAGGGUGUUACUUUUUAGUCGUGGUUGACGCUUUCUCCAAGUGGCCUGAAAUCUAUAAGACUACGACUACAACAACAUCUGCCACCAUCUCCAUGAUACGGAACAUUUUCACUCGCUUCGGUAUGCCUGAAACGUUAGUUAGCGACAACGGUCCGCAAUUUACCAGUGCCUUGUUUGUGGAGUUUUGCAACAGCAGCGGGAUCGAGCACAUCACCACAGCACCGUUCCAUCCGCAAUCAAAUGGACAGGCGGAGCGGUUCGUCGAUACGCUGAAACGAGCACUGCGGAAGAUCCAGAGCGACGAGACGUCCCUUGAUGAGGCUCUGGAAUUGUUUCUCAUGACAUACCGAUCGACACCAAACACGCAGUUGAGCCAGCAGAAAUCUCCAGCUGAGGAAAUGUUCGGCCGCACUGGAGCUGUUGCGGCCCCCAUCAUCACACUCACUAUCUCCUUCCUCAUUUAUUUCAGUGCAAAGUUUUCAACCUGA
Molecule: messenger RNA, 930 nt
Organism: Anopheles merus
Lineage: Eukaryota; Metazoa; Arthropoda; Insecta; Diptera; Culicidae
Exons: 2
Coding region: 1-930 (309 amino acids)
Biological process (GO): DNA integration
Molecular function (GO): nucleic acid binding
Source: RefSeq, a predicted model, not a curated record